Helobdella robusta is the source of this 630-nucleotide messenger RNA. RefSeq lists its product as hypothetical. The record is from RefSeq and is a predicted model, not a curated record. Bases 1 to 630 code for a protein of 209 amino acids. The transcript is spliced from 5 exons. Lineage: Eukaryota; Metazoa; Annelida; Clitellata; Rhynchobdellida; Glossiphoniidae.
AUGACACAUCACAUCAACAACAACGAGGGCAAUAACAACAACGAUAACAAUAAUAAUAACAUCACCAGCGAUAGCAGUAGCUACGCCAACGAAACUGAUCCAAUUAAUGACGGUCGAAACAAUUGCGCAUGCAUCGAAGCUUGCCUAGAAAGCACUAAAAAGCGCAAAUCUAACAUUAAAAACAGAACUGAAGACGGUGAUAGUAGUAAAAAAAAUGUGCAACAACAACAACAUCUGCAACAACAGCAACAACAAAAACAGUUCGAGCAGAGGCAAUCAAAAAAUGUCACCGCCAAAAUACAAAACAAAAAUUUCUCAAACUGUUCAUCUCACCAUCUUUCCCAUCCUAUUUUGAAGAAAUAUCGAAGAAAAGACAUCGAAAAGAGAUUCGGAAAAUAUGCUUACAAGCCAUUUUCUUUGCAGAUGAGGAAUCAACCUCGAAACAACGACGACGCGACAAUCGGCGACAGAGGCUGUAGAAGUUCAUUCAUCUUUGACCCAUCUGGAAGACUGGCCUAUUGGUGGUCAUCUGUAGUCAGUGCUGCCUUUACUUACAACUUCUGGGUCAUUAUUUACAGCAAAGCAAUUAGAGGUGAAGCGUGGAUGUUGAGCACGGUGGGGACCUCUUAA